Messenger RNA from Suillus bovinus, 735 nucleotides. RefSeq names its product kinase-like domain-containing protein. Gene Ontology annotation, biological process: protein phosphorylation. The annotation marks the transcript as partial. NCBI's taxonomy places the organism in Eukaryota, Fungi, Basidiomycota, Agaricomycetes, Boletales, Suillaceae. The transcript is spliced from 5 exons. Gene Ontology annotation, molecular function: ATP binding; protein kinase activity. The record is from RefSeq and is a predicted model, not a curated record.
CAGAGACUUCGCCGCGAAGUAGCCGUGUGGAUCAGACUGAGGCAUGCGCAUGUUCUCACUCUCCACGGCACUGUCUCCGGUUUUGGAGUAUUACCUGCUCUUGUUUCCGAGUGGAUGCAUAACGGGGCACUUGAUGACUACCUGGAGCGCACGGGCCUCACUAUGGAACAGAAACUAAAGCUGCUGAAACAGGUGGUGGAUGGUUUGAAAUAUCUUCAUGAACAGGGAGUAAUUCACGGGGAUCUGACCAGUAAAAAUGUUGUGAUAGACAACGAUGGCAAUGCAUUUUUGACAGAUUUCGGUCUCUCGGUGGCUCUCGUAGAAGCUGACAGAUCGUACUACAACUCUCAUUCGAGUGGCGCUGUCCGGUGGUUGGCGCCCGAAUUGAUCGGCUUACAGGAAUCAGAAAGCACCCAGGAUGGCAGGGACGGCGAUGUUGACCUCCCAAAACCGAACAGUCAGAGCGAUGUAUUUUCGCUCGGUUGCAUCAUGCUGCAUGUCUUCUCGGGGAUACUUCCCUUCUGGUGGCUUCAAAAUGCCCCACAGGUAUUCAAUGCUCAGUUCAACCAUGUAGAGCCAUAUCGGCCCAAACCCAGUGCGACCGUUAGCCAGCAACACCUGGAUUUCAUGCGCAGAUGUUGGUCAACCAAGCCUGAACUUCGUCCAUCCACUGUAGAUGCUGCUUCCUUUGUGGAAGACGAGCUAACAAGGGUCCCCUCCCUCCUGUUCAGCUAG